Tuber melanosporum (Perigord truffle) is the source of this 1041-nucleotide messenger RNA. RefSeq lists its product as uncharacterized. The transcript has 3 exons. The record is from RefSeq and is a predicted model, not a curated record. Bases 163 to 1041 code for a protein of 292 amino acids. NCBI's taxonomy places the organism in Eukaryota, Fungi, Ascomycota, Pezizomycetes, Pezizales, Tuberaceae.
AAUGCGCCCUAGACUACCAUACUGAACUGUUCCCGUUCAACCCUUUCACAGAACAAAAUACUCGAGUAUGGUAUAAGCUCUGGCGAAGGACAAUAUACGAGUAUACCCCCUAUUGUUAUGGAUUUUAACCACCUUAUAGAGCGAGGGAAGAAACCACCACUAAUGCGAUCCAAUACCGGAAAUCUGGGAUCAUCUAAACGUCACCAAAUCCUACAUACAAGCCCCUCUUUAUCCCUCCCGUUCCACCUCCACCGAAGCCGUGAGGAUACCUCACGCCCGAAAGCCACGGCAGCUUCACCAGAUGUAGAGACCUACAAUUACGAAUAUCAAGCAAAUCAACACUCGGCCUCGCUACCAGCCAGCAGAAAAGGCUCACUGCACCAUGAAAUGCCGGAGCGCAAGAUCUCCGUUCCGAGGAACAAGCCCACCGUCUCCAAUACAGGGCGAGAGGAACUCUCCUGCGCAAUUACCACCCUCCAAACCUCCAGCCAAAAGCAGAUGCAAAGACUAGACACAACCUACUCUUCGGUCCUCCAAAAACUCCACGAACUCUCCGGCCUAGCCUCACACCUGCAAGAACUGGGCAAGGUAGCAAAGUCUACGGUUCAAGAAUUCGACGCAGCAGACGCCCGCUGCCAGAGCGAGUUCAGGUCGCAGAUUAGAGUCAUAGAGAGGUUCAAGGAUGAGCUAUGGAACAUUGAAUUAUUGCGAGAACGGCUGGUAGCGCAGAAGGAACGGGUUAGGGAGUACCACGAGAGGCUGGAUAAGGUUCAGGAGAGGAUCGAUAGGCAUAAGGAGAUGGAGAUGGUUUGGAAGAAGAGGGCUUCUAGACGGCUGAGGCUACUAUGGGGCUUCAUUUCCAUCCUCGUCAUUCUCUGGUUACUAGCCACCGCCGGCAACGACUUGGAAACUCCUCUACAGGACGACCCAUUACGAGCGCCGCCGCAGUUGGCAAUACCAACACCUGAGCUCGCAAGGGAGUUGCUGGACAUCUCCAUCGUCGCUCCAAUGCUAUCAGAUGAUGCUUUGAACGAGUUGUAA